AUGGCCAGAAAGGGUAGUCCGAAAGUCAGAACGGGAUGUAUUACCUGCAAAGCCCGCAAAGUCAAGUGCGACGAGGCUAAGCCUGAAUGCAAUCGUUGUGUGUCAACGGGCCGUAAGUGUGAUGGCUAUCUACCACAGAAACAAGACAAGCAGCGGCUAUGGCCGAAGAACCAACAGCUCUUGGCAAACCCUACUCGCACAUUCCCGGGAAUUGAGACCCGAAACGAAGGUAGAGCGUUGCAAUACUUCUGUGACGUUGCUGGGCCGUUCUUAUCGGGGCCUGCAGACCGAUACUUUUGGACGCAUCUAGUCAUGCAGUUCGCCAACUUCGAACCUGCAGUACGCCACUCGAUUGUCGCCAUUAGCUCCCUUUACGAGCAGCUCCCAUCUGGCUCACCUCAAGGUACCGGGGCCCAGGAUCAGCGGUUAAUACUCACCCACUACAACGCCGCCAUACAUGAGCUGAAGACGAUGACUGCCCCAGAGAAGCAACCAUUGGUUCUCCUUGUCUGCAUCCUCUUUAUCUGUAUCGAAUUCUUGCAAUCAAAUGAUGAAGCGGCCCUCAAACACUGCAAACACGGCAUCACCAUGCUCGCGCAGUGCGGCGUUGGAUACGAGUGGACACGACAAUUCCUCGGGCCGAUUUUUCGACGACUGAGUCUGUUUCCUUUCUUCUUUGGCAGAGAGCACUCUCAUUAUCCGAGUCUCCAUGCCCUAUCUGGUUCCGUGCCGAAAAGUUUUCAGUCAUUUACCGACGCGCGAUCUAUGAUGGACGAACUCUUUACUCGGUCGGUUCGUAUUAUGCGCCUGGGUGAUGACUACCGAGUCGGACAAUUGAGACAUCACCCAUUUCCCGACAGCUUGUACGACGAAGGGAUAGCCGUGAACUUCCUUCUGGAUACUUGGGACACACUUUUCACCACCCUUUUAUCUACUGAUUCAGGGUGCAACACUGCAAUCGCUGAGCGACCGAGUGUAAUAGCGCAACAGUCCUUGCUCAUUCAGUUUGAUGUAUGCCGAAUCAUGGCCGAUAUGGCUGUGGAGAGGGAGGAGGGACCCUAUGACCGUCAUUUAGAGAGAUUCAAGAGUCUGGCUGAGCGCCUCGAGAGUCUGGCGUCGAGCGUACCAAUAGUGGUCAAGGGUGGAGAUGCCCGCUCUGUAAAGUUCACGUUCGACAUGGGAUUCAUGCCCAUCAUGAGUUUCUGCACCCUCAAGUGUCGGGAUCUCAAGACUCGGCUGCGAUUCUGGCGCCUUAUGCCAACCCUCGCCUGUGCACGCGAGAGUCUGUGGAACCUGAACCUGAUGACAGGGUUGGCCCGACGCGUGAUCGAGAUAGAGCACAAUAUCCGGGUUCAUGAUGAUGGCCAGCACACAAUUCCUGACACUUCAGAGCCCCUGACCGAGCGUAUGAGGAUACGACACUUGUGGGCGGAUUCGAUGCCGACAUGCCGGGUUAUACACGGGCAGACUAUCGUUGGCAGGAUUGCGGGAUUCUUUCUAUUAGACGAAGAUGGUAACAUCCACUGUCAGACGGAAUUCUUUGAUGACAUGGAUUACAACAAUGGUUAA
Messenger RNA from Fusarium falciforme, 1569 nucleotides. Its product is annotated as Zn(2)-C6 fungal-type domain-containing protein. The transcript is spliced from 2 exons. The coding region runs from base 1 to 1569 and encodes 522 amino acids. The record is from RefSeq and is a predicted model, not a curated record. Lineage: Eukaryota; Fungi; Ascomycota; Sordariomycetes; Hypocreales; Nectriaceae. Gene Ontology annotation, biological process: regulation of DNA-templated transcription. Gene Ontology annotation, molecular function: DNA-binding transcription factor activity, RNA polymerase II-specific; zinc ion binding.